Lineus longissimus is the source of this 4766-nucleotide messenger RNA. RefSeq names its product alpha-1,6-mannosylglycoprotein 6-beta-N-acetylglucosaminyltransferase A-like. Gene Ontology annotation, cellular component: Golgi apparatus. Gene Ontology annotation, biological process: protein N-linked glycosylation. Lineage: Eukaryota; Metazoa; Nemertea; Pilidiophora; Heteronemertea; Lineidae. The record is from RefSeq and is a predicted model, not a curated record. Gene Ontology annotation, molecular function: alpha-1,6-mannosylglycoprotein 6-beta-N-acetylglucosaminyltransferase activity. Bases 189 to 2594 code for a protein of 801 amino acids. The transcript is spliced from 16 exons.
CGACCAAAGACCGGGAGAUUAAUUCAUGUAAUUGGGGGCGAGUUUGGACAAAAGUCUGCUCCCGGGAGUCAUAUAAAUAUAAUCUCCGUCUGAUUACUUUUGUAGCAAAGGGCCGAGUUAAAGUUGAGACAAUGAUGUCAUAGUUACCUAAGUCAAUGAUGUCACAGUUACCCAGAUAGUCUUGGUGAAUGAUGCCACAACGCACCAUGUUGCUACGAUCCUAUCAGUUGACGAUGUCACGGCGAUGUAACCUUCUCAUGAUAGUCUUCCUCCUGAUGUGGGUCGUUAUACUCGUUAACGUGCUAAUGAUGUCAUCUGGUAGUGGUAAGCAGCGGGAAAGCAAAGAAAUCAAGGAAGAGAUUAUAAAGAUGAGUGUCCAGUAUGUGAAAGCCCUUGCCGACGAGAACAAAGAAACCAUCGACGGUCCUUACGCUGGCCGAUUUACUGGAUAUGAUCUGAAAAAGACUCUGGCAGUUCUACUAGAGAACGUCUUAGAAAGACUGAACAGAAUCGAGACGCGAUUUGAGUUGACCGUAAAGAAUGGAUCCCUCAAAUCAAAUGAAACCACAUCACCACUGACACAGCUACAAAAUCUCAAGGACCCGAUAGCCGCGAAUGACCUAAUUCUCGGCAAAACGGAAGAGUGCAUUCUGACAGAUAAAGAGCUUGCACGUUUUCCAAGUUGUUUAGAAAAGCGAAAGUGGAUGCGAUCAUUUUGGAAAUCUGACAAAUGUUAUGGUGAUUAUGGUGUGGACGGCUCAGAAUGCUCUAUCAUUAUAUACCUCAGCGAAGUUGAACACUGGUGUCCAGUAUUGUCAUGGAGAAAAGCUAUGAUAAAGAAUACCACAGAAGACCUGCGACAGAUUGCCACCCUGCGCUAUGACAUCACCGACCUGAUGAACAUACUCACGGAUCCUGGUAAACAGAGUUACGAUUGGAUCAAGAUGCGCAUACAGCGCAUGUGGCCUGGUUGGGUCAAGGCCAUCAAGAGUCUCGCAGCAAAACAAGUGAUGACCAAUAUCUCAAAGAAAAAGAUACUUAUCCAUCUUGGCCUACUUACAAAGGCUGUAUCAAUGCGCUUUGCUGAGAAGGCCUUCAAAGGGGGCCCACUUGGGGAACUUGUCCAGUGGAGCGACGUCAUCACAUGUUUAUAUAUUCUCGGCCACGAUUUGACAAUCACUCACGAGAUUGAUCAGCUGACGCCUUAUAUCCGGCGGCACAGUCAGGGCUUUUCCAACUGUCCACCUCGUCCCUGGAACCGGAUAGAUCUUAUAUACACCGACAUUCUCGGACUUCGUCAGUUGCGGCGGAUCGCACGCACAGCCUAUCCACGUAUUAGAUUUUUUGAUGUUUCCAAGCAUGCCAAAUCCUCGUGUUUAGCAAGAAAUGCCGACUCUGUCAACUUGAUGUACACCGAUAUAAUAGGUUUGGUGCAAAUACUUGCACAACCUGGAUAUUUUCACUUCAAAGACAGUUGUACCUUCCGUGUGGUUGACUCCUUCGGCACGGAACCCGGAUUCAACUUUGACCAGUACGCCAAAAAACACAAGCUCAUCUCGGGCUGGGGAAGACACAACCUAUGGCCGAAACAGUUUUAUAAUAUGUUCCCACACACCCCGGACAAUACAUUCCUCGGUUUCGUUGUAGAACACUCAGAGAACCUGACGAGUACGACGAAUCGCAAGAGGAAGAAUCAGGCGCUCGUUUACGGGAAAAACGAGUACAUGUGGGAGGGGAAACGGACGUAUUUAGACAUUAUUCAUAAAUAUGUUGAUGUCCACGGGACGGUGGCGCUCGGUGGGAAGAAGAGUAAGGUCGUGCCGCCUUAUGUGCAAAAUCAUGACAUUUUGUCUGGGAAAGAUUUGAUGGUCCUAUUGAAGGAAUCUAAGUUAUUUAUAGGUUUAGGCUUCCCAUAUGAAGGGCCUGCUGCUCUUGAGGCAAUUGCUAAUGGUGCUAUAUUUCUAAAUCCAAAAUUUAACCCACCGCACAGUGGUCUGAAUACACGGUUCUUCAAGGGAAAGCCCACCCUUCGAGAGUUAACCAGUCAACACCCUUAUGCAGAGAAUUAUAUUGGAGAACCAUAUACCUUCACUGUUAAUAUCAGCAACUCCACUCAGAUAGAGGAAGCUGUCCAAAAUGCCCUCCAAAAAGCAGAUGAAAUUCAGCCUCAUCUUCCAUAUGAAUUUACAGAAGAGGGUAAUCUCCAGCGUAUAAACGCGUUAGUUCAGAAUCAAGAUUUCUGUGAUCCAGCCGCCCAAAGAUGGCCGCCCCCCUCAGCAAUUAGUUAUUACUUGGGUGCCGUUGGCAAGUCCUGUAAGCAAGUCUGCCAAACCAAAGAUCUCAUUUGCGAACCUACUUAUCUUCGAGACAUCAAUAGUCAGAAGGAUUUCGAACUACGAGGUGUUAAAUGUGAGUCGAUCACAAACUCGGACGAUCUUUAUUAUCCUGCUAUAGAUGUGAAAACUAAGGCAUGUACAUUCCAAUCACAGGAGCUUUUGUAUAGCUGUGUUGGGCAGCAUCCCGAAAUGAUGCGUGUUUGCGCAUGUCGGGAUUAUAUCAAAGGACAGUCAGCUUUAUGUAAAGAUUGUCUAUGAUUAAAGUAAUGGACUAGUCUGUCCAUACGUCUCUGAUUAUUUUGAAAAUGAACAAUUUUGCAUUGUAUGUACCGGGUCCUGAAGCAUUACUAGACCCUUGUUGGCAGUGCUUGUAGCUCGCACCCACUCGCCAUCUUUGCUGAGAUCACAACUUUGUAGGCUAGUAGUAGUCAUGAGUUCUAAAAAUUGUUGAGAUGGUUGUGUUCUUGUGGAAAUGCUGGUGCGCUAGCUGAGAGAGCAGUGCUCUUUGCGAGUGGCUUUUGCCCUUGCUGAGACAGCACUGUUGUUGAGAGGCUGUCACCUUAGCUGAGAGAGCAGUGGUCUUGGUGAGAGGCUUUUGCCUUUGCCGAGAGACUGGUGCCUGUGUUAAAGCGUGCAGUGCACAGUGAUUUGGUGGAGAGAGCUUUGCUUUUGUUUGAAGACAAAGCUUAUGGGAGUGCAAUGUUUUCUUUGAAAUUACACUAUGACAUUCACUUUUGUCUCUGUAAAUGGUGUAAUACUGCCAUAUUUUCCAAAACCAGACUUGUCGUUUGUGUUUGACCAAUGAUCGAUUCAUUGGUUUGAAGGAAAUAAUAAGUUAAAAGAAAUUAUUAGGUGUAUGUUAUUUUUGUACACAGUUGCUUUCCGGUGAUGGCAGUGAAGGGAUUUUAUGUUAUACAAAGAGGCACAUAUAUAUUUUCACUUUUGUAAUUGAACACUAUAAAAUUAGAAGUAAAUUUGAACAUUUGAUGUAGGUAGAUGAAGCUGUUAAUGAAAGUCAGCAAUAGUGUUGAGAUUUACAUAAAAGGGGAGAGGUUUCACUCUUUAGCACAUACUAUCACCAGUAGCACAAAUAUUUUAACUUGUACAAGAUUUUUGUCUUGUUGUGUUUUGUGUUUGUCAGUUGUUGAACGGGUAGCUUUUCAGACCGCAUGGUUUUUUUCAAAAGGGGACAGCGAUUUUGUCAGUGUUGGGAAAAGGGCACACUUCAAAUUUGUUGAGAAAGCAGCAUUGGUGUUUGGGGAAAGCAUUUUCAUAGUUGCUGACAUAACCAAAUAUGAUCUGAUGUAGGUGUAUGUGCAAAGAAGGGUUAUAAGUUCACUACGGUUGUGAGAAGGAGUUUUCACGCAUUCAUUGCCGUGUUUAUCAUCAAAUACACGUAAACCAUUAGUAAUUGUGAUAUAUGCUCAUGGACCUAGCCUCAUGUUUUGUUUUUGCAAUGUAUUAGGUCUGCUCUACCGCAAUCGCAUAGCUGGCCACCACUUUGGAUCGUCCAUAAUUUUUAGAGUUUUGAUACUCCUUAAUACAACCUUAUGAUCACGUAAGCCAAACCUAUGAUAAAAAAGUGGUGAAGAAAAAAAUACAGUGUCACCACCAAAAUAUUGACAAGUCAACAUCUUUUGGAGAAAAAAAAGAUUGGGCGGAAAUUAGGGUCGGCGGCUAUAUGAUCAUAGAGCAGUAUUCUGUAAAAGACCACAAUGCCUUUAACAUACCUCCGCCUGAUCGCCUUAGAAAGUAGACGUUGAUGUGCACAUUAUAAUAGUGUAGUAUUAGGUAGCAUGAAUAUAACUCACCUCCUAAAAAUUUUGACAAACAAAUUCUGAAAAAAAUAUGAUCCACUUACAAAAAUGAUUUGUCACCGGUCCCAAUGCUACUGUCAUAUCUUGCUAAAGUCAGUAAACUUAAACAUUGGGGUGUCAAUCAAGGUGAUGAAGUUAAAGGCGACCUAUUGGCAGGGACUAGGGGGUCAACAUUUGUGAUAUUCAGGUGUCUAAUAUGCACAACUGCUGAGUUGUUUGAUACAGCGAUGAAUGAAAUUCUUCAUACCAGGGUAAAUUGUUUCGAUGGAGUGUAUAUGUAAGAUCCUAUUGGUGAUUCGUGUAAUUUACUCUGACCUUCCUGGCUCCUGCCUAUAGUCUCCUUUAAUGUAGAGACUCUCAAGUUGUUGUUGAAAAAUGCUGCUGACUGUUUUGGCUGAAGUAUUGGAAGUUUGCAAGGUUGCCCCUGCCUGCCAUGGGUCAAAAAGUUUGUGUUUUUUUCGGUGAUCAAAAGGUGACAAUUUCAUUCGUCUACUGAUUGUUAUCUAGAUAGUGAUCAAAUAGUUGUUGAUGUACUUAGAACUGUUUAAAGAUCAAAACCUUUGUACAUUACGAUGAGAUUUAUAGCAUAAUAAAAGUCAGAAUACAAAUGUAA